This is a messenger RNA of Xylaria bambusicola, 384 nucleotides long. RefSeq lists its product as uncharacterized. Lineage: Eukaryota; Fungi; Ascomycota; Sordariomycetes; Xylariales; Xylariaceae. The transcript is spliced from 2 exons. The record is from RefSeq and is a predicted model, not a curated record. The coding region runs from base 1 to 384 and encodes 127 amino acids.
AUGUCGAAAUUGUGUCGUGUGCAAAUACGCCAUGACCUCUUCUUAUUCUUCUUAGCUCUUUACGCUAGACAUAUUUCGUUCAGCUCGACUGGGGCUCUUUUGAUAGCUAGCAUUUCCCGGCGAGAUCCUCGUCGUCACUUGGAACCAGCCUCACGGGUCUGUCGUGGCCCUGUUAUCUCGAACCUUCACAAUAAGCAGUGGCUCCAAGACCCUCCGCCAGAGCGUGAGUAUCCCAAACGAGACGGCUACUCUCUACUCUUCACUAUCGCUGUUCAUGCUGUCAUGGACAAGUCUCAUCGUCUCGACAGUUUACCGCCCCUUCGUAGCUUCAAUAGCACUGGCGUCAACUAUGUCCUAGCUCGUGAAUCCGAACUCGGGCACUAA